UGUGCGUGGUGUCCUGUGAUUGGUCCGUUAUGUAUUAAGUGGAGCGCUGUUUGUGGGAGUGAGAGUUUGUUAUUCUUCCUUUUCAAGGCAUCGUUGAUUGUGUUGAUCCCAGCUUUUGUCUCAAGAGCUGGGCUUCAUUCAAUCAUAUUUCACAAAAUGAAGCGGGUUUGGUUGAUUGGGCUGCUCUGUGCACAUUUAGCUUUCGCAUCUGUGAGAGCAGAAGAUGGACUUGACAUUGAUGGGACUGUUGAAGAUGAUCUGGGAAAAAGCAGAGAUGGUUCCAAAACAGAUGAUGAGGUGGUGCAGAGGGAGGAGGAGUCUAUCCAGCUGGACGGGCUGAACGCAGCUCAGAUAAAAGAGAUCAGAGAGAAAUCUGAGAAGCAUGUCUUCCAGGCAGAGGUCAACCGCAUGAUGAAGCUUAUCAUCAACUCACUCUACAAGAACAAGGAGAUCUUCUUGAGGGAGUUGAUAUCCAAUGCCUCUGAUGCUCUGGAUAAGAUCAGAAUGAUGUCUCUAACCAACGAGGAUGCACUGGCAGCCAAUGAGGAGCUCACCAUCAAGAUCAAGAUGGACAAAGAGAAGAACAUGCUCCACAUCACUGACACGGGCAUCGGCAUGACCAAAGAGGACUUGGUCAAGAACCUGGGUACCAUCGCCAAGUCGGGCACCAGCGAGUUCCUCAACAAGAUGACGGAGAUUGAAACCGAGGGCCAGUCCACCUCUGAGCUUAUUGGCCAGUUCGGCGUGGGCUUUUACUCUACCUUCCUGGUUGCCGACAAGGUGAUCGUGUCUUCAAAGCACAACAACAGCACACAGCACAUCUGGGAGUCUGACUCCAAUGAGUUUUCUGUCAUUGAGGACCCUCGCGGGGAUACGCUCGGCAGGGGCACCACCAUCACGUUGGUGAUGAAGGAGGAGGCUACAGACUACCUGGAGCUGGAAACCAUCAAGAACCUGGUCAAGAAAUACUCACAGUUCAUCAACUUCCCCAUCUACAUCUGGGCCAGCAAGACAGAGACUGUUGAGGAGCCCAUCGAGGACACCGAGGUGGAGAAAGAUAACACUGAGGAUGAGGUAGAGGUAGAGGUAGAGGUGGAGGAAGAGGAAGACAAGCCCAAGAAGGUUGAGAAGACUGUGUGGGACUGGGAGCUGAUGAACGACGUCAAGCCUAUCUGGACGAGACCAGCCAAAGAAGUAGAGGAGGAUGAGUACAAAGCCUUCUACAAGACUUUCUCUAAGGACACAGAUGAGCCCCUCUCCCACAUCCACUUCACAGCCGAAGGUGAGGUCACCUUCAAGUCCAUCCUGUUUGUCCCCGUUGCUGCCCCCAGGGGCAUGUUCGACGAGUAUGGAACCAAGAAGAACGACUUCAUCAAGCUCUUUGUCCGUAGAGUCUUCAUCACUGAUGAUUUCAAUGACAUGAUGCCCAAAUACCUGAACUUUGUCAGGGGAGUGGUGGACUCUGAUGAUCUGCCACUGAAUGUGUCAAGAGAAACCCUGCAGCAGCACAAGUUGCUCAAGGUCAUCCGUAAGAAGCUGGUGCGUAAGACCCUGGACAUGAUAAAGAAGAUUGCAGAGGAGCAGUACAAUGAGAAGUUCUGGAAGGAGUUUGGCACCAACAUUAAACUGGGUGUGAUCGAGGACCACUCCAACAGGACUCGUCUGGCCAAACUGCUGCGUUUUCAGACCUCCAACAGCGACACGGUGCUGGCCAGCCUGGAGCAGUACGUAGAGAGGAUGAGGGACAAGCAGGACAAGAUCUACUUCAUGGCCGGAACCAGCCGUAGGGAGGCUGAGUCUUCUCCCUUUGUAGAGAGUCUGUUGAAGAAGGGUUAUGAGGUAAUCUACCUGACAGAGCCAGUAGAUGAGUACUGUGUCCAGGCCUUGCCAGAGUUCGACGGUAAGCGCUUCCAGAAUGUGGCCAAGGAGGGCAUUAAGUUUGACGAGAGCGACAAGGCCAAGGAGACCAGGGAGGUCCUGGAGAAGGAGUACGAACCCCUCACCACCUGGAUGAAGGACAGCGCCCUCAAGGACAAGAUUGAGAAGGCUAUCCUGUCCCAGAGGCUGACCAAGUCUCCCUGUGCCCUGGUAGCCAGCCAGUACGGCUGGUCUGGUAACAUGGAGAGGAUCAUGAAGGCACAGGCCUACCAGACAGGAAAAGACAUCUCCACAAAUUAUUAUGCAAGCCAGAAGAAAACAUUAGAAAUCAACCCAAAGCACCCUCUCAUCAAGGAAAUGCUGAAACGCAUUUCUACUGAUGCCGAGGACCAGACUGCCUCAGACCUGGCCAUGGUGUUGUUUGAGACGGCCACAUUGCGUUCAGGCUACCAGCUUCAAGACACCAAGGCCUAUGGAGACAGGAUUGAACGCAUGCUGCGGCUCAGUAUGAACGUAGAUCUCAACGAACAGGUUGAGGAGCCAGAGGAGGAGCCUGAAGAGGCGGCAGAGGCUGAGGAAGAAGAGGAAAUUCAAGAUGAGGAUGAAGUGGUAACAGAUAAAGAUGAAUUAUAAAGCAUUAAAUGAGUGUGGGUGUCAUGAUGGACCUAUCCUGGAGCUGAGCCACAACCAAGACCACCCAUGGCCAACCAAGUCCUAGCCUUGAAAUUCAGACUCCAUUAUCUAUAAAUUAGUCAUUACGACAGUGAAACCGUGUGAUUCAGUCUGGAUAGCCAAGAACACCAACGGUCAGUGAAGACUAACCAGGUCCCAGAUCGGCUAAGUCAAGACAUUGAUGGCCAUUGGCUACCUUUGACUCACUCGGGAAGGUCCUGAUCGGAUUUUUUUUAUAAGGGUUUGGUUUUGUUUUGUUACAUUCCUCAUGAUUGUAAAUUUGUUAAUAUUUCACUGAGCUGUCUUUGGAAAAGAUGAAAGAUGUGAUCGAUACUGUCACUUGAUCCCAUUAAAUAAAUAUUUAUUGGGAAAA
Molecule: messenger RNA, 2923 nt
Organism: Oncorhynchus kisutch (coho salmon)
Lineage: Eukaryota; Metazoa; Chordata; Actinopteri; Salmoniformes; Salmonidae
Product: endoplasmin-like
Exons: 16
Coding region: 157-2511 (784 amino acids)
Biological process (GO): protein folding
Molecular function (GO): ATP binding; ATP-dependent protein folding chaperone; ATP hydrolysis activity
Source: RefSeq, a predicted model, not a curated record